Molecule: messenger RNA, 1889 nt
Organism: Aptenodytes forsteri (emperor penguin)
Lineage: Eukaryota; Metazoa; Chordata; Aves; Sphenisciformes; Spheniscidae
Gene: POPDC2
Product: popeye domain containing 2
Exons: 4
Coding region: 325-1527 (400 amino acids)
Cellular component (GO): sarcolemma
Molecular function (GO): cAMP binding
Source: RefSeq, a predicted model, not a curated record
GAGGCAGUGCAACGAGAUCUCUGUCCUGUCUGCAAGUUUUCCAGCUAAUGGCCUCUACUCUUUCUUUCACUGAGUUCUUUUGGCCUCAUAUUUGCCAGCUCCUUUUCUCACUGGUGUGGCUAAGGAGGGGGCCAGCCACCAGUUUGUGAGCCACAAAGAGGAGAAACGAUCCCUUUUGGGAUUUUUCGGGUGCAAAAACGUUCAGCGGCACUUUAACAUGUCGCUCUGAAGCGCGCUGCUGUGGGACCAGCUGGCGCUCAAGAGGAGGAGGAGGAACAGCUACCCAGCAGCUCUGGUUUCAGACCUCUGCAGCACCCUUUGUGUAUGACAAUUCAUUUUGAGCGCAGGAUGGCCGGGGAGGGUGGGGAGUGGGGAAGGAUGAGUGCAAGCAGCCUCUCCUGGGACCAGGCUGUUCUCCAGCCUCCAGUGUGUGAUGCCUGGAAGGAGAUUAUGGAAGGAGCAGCCUACCAGCUGGCCAGCUGCAUUGUCCUCCUGGGUUACAUGGGGGGAAGUGGCAUCUUUGGGUCCCUCUAUAUCUUUGGCCUCCUGGCCCCAGGCUACUUCUGCUAUGCUCUGUGGGGCUGGCUGAGUGCCUGCGGGCUGGACAUCUUCGUCUGGAACAUGCUGCUCGUCCUCACCUGCUUGCUUCAGCUGGCUCACCUGGCUUACCGGCUCCGCAGAGACACCAUCCCGGAAGAGUUUGACCUCCUCUAUAAGACCAUGUACCUGCCCUUGCAGGUGCCCCUGGAAGUCUACAAAGAAAUCGUGAAGUGCUGUGAAGAGCAAGUCCAGUCGCUAGUCAGAGACCAGAAUUACGCGGUGGAGGGCAAGACGCCCAUUGACCGCCUCUCAUUGCUGCUGUCUGGCAGGGUCCGAGUGAGCCAGGACGGACAAUUCCUUCACUACGUCUUUCCGUACCAGUUCCUGGACUCUCCAGAAUGGGAGUCGCUGCGACCCUCUGAGGAAGGAACUUUCCAGGUCACGCUGACGGCCGAGACCGACUGCAGCUUCAUCACCUGGCCGAGGAAGAAGCUGUAUCUCCUCCUGAGGAAGGACCGCUAUGUUGCCCGGCUCUUCUCCUCCCACCUGGGCUACGACAUCUCAGAGAAGCUCUACUCCCUCAACGAGAAGCUCUUCGCCAAAGUUCGGCCUUCGACAUCCGACAUCUCAGAGAAGCUCUCAACGAGAAGUUUCCCCAGCCUCUACCAUGUCCUCGGGCCAGCCUCCUCCGAGGGGGAGUCAGAGGACUGCGAGGAGCCACCACCUGCCUCUGGCCAGGCUGGUGCCUCCGAGCCCCCUCCGCAGCCACCACCGCCGCCGCCACCGGCUCCACGGCCCCGGGCAUCUCGGCCUGACAGUGACCUGCUGGGUGAGGACUCCACCAGUCUUGUCUUGGAAGAUUUUGCUGAGUUGCCGGGGUCUUUUAUGGACUAUGUGAGCGAAGGGGAGUAUCUUCUCCGGAGUUCCCCCCACCCUCCCUGCAAAGGACGAGCCCCUCUGGCUCCCACUCAGACCCCCGAACUCUAGGGAACAACAGUCUGUCUUGAUCCUGAAGCCCCUCCGAGGGAGCAUAAGCUCACAUAGGUUUCUGACCAGAGAGACACUCUUUAGCAAGCACUGAGACGUCUGCCUGCAGACAUGAACACUCGGGAGCACAUGAAGCACACGCGUGAGACUGCAGUGUGACACUCCAGCACCUCCCACCCCACGGUUGUUCACCAGAGCUGCCUGCCCCAGUGUGCUUCCCCGGUUUGUUUUCUAGUCCUGCCUCUCUGAGGUGUGUCGGCAGCUCUGAUACCAAGGUACACUGAUAUCGCUGCAAGCGAUACCAGCCUGCUCGCAGAAUCUGUGUUCCCUUUGAUUUUAUGAUUCCCAUUAAAGUCAGAGAU